Molecule: messenger RNA, 1359 nt
Organism: Penicillium cataractarum
Lineage: Eukaryota; Fungi; Ascomycota; Eurotiomycetes; Eurotiales; Aspergillaceae
Product: pyridoxal phosphate-dependent aminotransferase
Exons: 4
Coding region: 1-1359 (452 amino acids)
Biological process (GO): biosynthetic process; amino acid metabolic process
Molecular function (GO): transaminase activity; pyridoxal phosphate binding
Source: RefSeq, a predicted model, not a curated record
AUGACCGUCCAAAAUGCGGUUGCCGGUCUCUCUGUCCGCUCCUCAGAGGUUGUGGAGGCCAUUAUGCCGCGUAUCCGCGACGCGGUAGGAGAACGGACCCGCCAGGACAAUCCUAACAUCGACUUGUCCACCGCAGAGAAUUGGCUGAUUCGAAAGGAGUUGAUUGAAAUGUAUCAGGAGAGCAUACGUAAAGGAGAUCUUGCUGCUCGCCAUUUUUCGUAUCCGCUUGGCUUUUCCGGCGACCCUGCGCUAAUCACCGCACUAUCAAAGUUCCUGAAUGACUAUUUCAAUCCUCACGAGCCUGUACAGCAAUCCCAUAUUGCCACGGCCCCGGGUGCUGCCAGCUGCUUAGACGCCCUCCUGCAUACAGUGUGCGAUCCGGGAGACGGUGUCCUUGUUCCUGGCCCUUACUGGAAUGGCUUUGAUUUCCAAUUUCGCGUACGUGCCUCGGUGACUCCAUUGGUCGUAAACUGCCCCAGAUUUGACGACACAUUCUCAUCAAAACUUCUACCUGCAUUGGAAUAUGCAAUUGCAAACGCUACUAUUCCUGUUAAAGCCCUUGUUUUUACCAAUCCACACAAUCCAUUAGGGCAAUGUUAUUCACGCACAGUGCUUGAAGAUUGCCUCCGGUUCUGCGAGCAGCGGAAUCUGCAUUUCAUAUCCGACGAAGUGUACGCUAUGAGCACCCUUGAACCAGAUAUGAGUAGCAAGAACCUGUCGCCUUUUGUUUCCAUUCUUUCUUGUGAUCCUGCCUCCGUUGGCUGCUCUCCUCGCCGUGUCCACGCUAUCUGGAGUAUUAGCAAGGACUUUGGCUCGAGUGGAAUUCGGCUGGGCUGCACGGUGUCUCAGCACAACCCGGAAGUAAUUGUCGGCGUUAGUCUGGCUUCCAAUACUCAAGUCUCCUCCUUGGCUGCAACUUUCACAAAAAGCAUUUUGGGUUCCUCUAGCACACCUAAUCUCAUUGCUUUGAACCGCCGUCGAUUAUCUGCUGCGUAUGCCGCCAUCACAGGGUGGCUGCGUCUCAACGAAUUUUCGUACAUUCCGGUUUCAGCGGGAGUCUUCGUCUUCGCGAAGUUGGGUCGUGAUAUCACUACCUGGGACGAGGAGGCCCUGCUAGUCAAGCGCUGUAAAGAGGCAGGGGUGGUUGUCAGCGCUGGUAGAAGUUACCAUGGCAUCGAGUCGGAGAAGGGUUGGGUUCGAUUAACUUUUGCAGUAGAAGCGGAAGCGCUGCAGGAGGGUUUAACACGCCUGUCGAAGGCAUUAGGAGCAUUUCCCCCACAAGGAACUCGUGAACCUACAUCUAAGAACUUUUUUGGCCUAUUUUGGAGCCGCCGCUUUAAAGGCUAUUUUUUUCAAUAG